AUCAAAUCGACCACACCUCCUCUCCCCCAUCCCACUACUACUACCACCACCACCCCCAACCCAUCCCCAACUCAGAGGGCCUGCGGCAUAUCUCCUCUCUCCCCUCUCCUUCACGAAACUACACUUCCUAUAUACAAAAUGUUCAGAACGGCUCUCCGCCAAACCACCCGCACCGUCGGGGCCCUCUCGGCUGGGAGGAUCGUUGCGGCACGAAAUGCCGCCCCCGCCAUUGUCUCGCACGUCCGCAACUACGCCGGCGAGGCCAAGGCUUCCCCCACAGAGGUCUCCUCGAUCCUUGAGGCCCGCAUUCGGGGUGUCCAGGAGGAGGCUGCCAUGGCCGAGACCGGACGUGUCCUGUCGGUUGGUGACGGUAUCGCCCGUAUCCACGGUCUUACCAAUGUCCAGGCCGAGGAGCUGGUCGAGUUCGCUUCCGGCGUCAAGGGUAUGUGCUUGAACUUGGAGGCCGGCCAGGUCGGAGUUGUGCUUUUCGGUUCGGACCGUCUCGUCAAGGAGGGUGAGACCGUCAAGCGUACCGGAGAGAUUGUCAACGUUCCCGUCGGACCGGAGCUUCUCGGACGUGUCGUCGACGCCCUGGGUAACCCCAUCGAUGGAAAGGGUCCCAUCAACGCCAGCGAGCGCCGCCGCACCGAAGUCAAGGCCCCCGGUAUCUUGCCCCGUACCUCCGUCAGGGAGCCUGUCCAGACCGGUCUUAAGUCCGUCGACGCCAUGGUCCCCAUUGGACGUGGUCAGCGUGAGUUGAUCAUUGGUGAUCGUCAGACUGGUAAGACUGCCGUCGCUCUUGACACCAUCCUGAACCAGAAGCGAUGGAACAACGGCACCGAUGAGUCCAAGAAGCUCUACUGUGUCUACGUCGCCAUUGGACAGAAGCGUUCGACCGUCGCCCAGUUCGUGCAGACCCUUGAGGAGAACGAUGCCAUGAAGUACUCCAUCGUUGUUGCUGCCACUGCCUCCGAGGCCGCUCCUCUCCAGUUCUUGGCCCCCUUCACUGGAUGUGCCAUCGGAGAGUGGUUCCGUGACAACGGCAAGCACGCCGUCAUCAUCUACGACGAUCUGUCCAAGCAGGCUGUUGCCUACCGUCAGAUGUCGCUGUUGCUUCGUCGUCCUCCCGGACGUGAGGCUUACCCUGGAGACGUCUUCUACCUGCACUCUCGUCUUCUCGAGCGUGCCGCCAAGAUGGGUAAGGCACACGGCAGCGGAUCGCUGACCGCCCUUCCCAUCAUUGAGACCCAGGGUGGUGACGUAUCUGCCUACAUUCCCACCAACGUCAUUUCCAUCACCGAUGGACAGAUCUUCUUGGAGUCCGAGCUGUUCUACAAGGGUAUCCGACCUGCCAUCAACGUCGGUCUUUCCGUCUCCCGUGUCGGUUCGGCCGCCCAGGUCAAGGCCAUGAAGCAGGUUGCCGGUUCCCUGAAGCUUUUCUUGGCUCAGUACCGUGAGGUCGCCGCCUUCGCCCAGUUCGGUUCCGACUUGGACGCCUCGACCAAGUCCACCCUUGCCCGUGGUGAGCGUCUGACUGAGCUGUUGAAGCAGAAGCAGUACCAGCCCAUGGGUGUUGAGGAGCAGGUUCCCCUCAUCUACGCCGGUGUCAACGGUCAUCUUGACAGCAUCCCCGUCGCCAGGAUCGGACAGUUCGAGACCGACUUCUUGGCCCACUUGAAGUCCAACGAGUCGGACCUGUUGGCCACCAUCAGCAAGGAGGGUGCUCUGUCGAAGGAGCUGGAGGCUAAGCUGAAGGAAGUCACCGUCUCCUUCGUAAAUUCAUUCUUGUAAAUGCUGUUUGCGGGGUGAGGGGGAUUCCUUUUGCGGGUUGUGUGUAGUGUAGGAUCUGUCAUAGACGCAGUGCUUUUUCCAAAACUGUAUUUAAAAGCGUCUUAAUUUCAGAAACGUGUGGGAUGCGUUUUGCUCUUGGUCUACAGAGAAAGCGGAUCCUCCUCCACAACGUAUAUCUGCUCAACCGAUGACAAAAAAACGAUCCAUCAAUGAUAAGAUAUUUUUCUCAACGUGCUGCCGGUCCGCUGUUCCCGUAGGGAAGCAGCCAUUCGCUCGAUGCAAGGGGGCAGGGGGUGGGUUGGCACAGAUCACCGUCGGCAACCGG
This is a messenger RNA of Tricharina praecox, 2116 nucleotides long. Its product is annotated as P-loop containing nucleoside triphosphate hydrolase protein. The transcript has 6 exons. The coding region runs from base 139 to 1791 and encodes 550 amino acids. The record is from RefSeq and is a predicted model, not a curated record. Lineage: Eukaryota; Fungi; Ascomycota; Pezizomycetes; Pezizales; Pyronemataceae. Gene Ontology annotation, molecular function: proton-transporting ATP synthase activity, rotational mechanism; ADP binding; ATP binding. Gene Ontology annotation, biological process: proton transmembrane transport; proton motive force-driven ATP synthesis.